AUGGCAGACUCCUCGUAUGUAUCAGUCUCAUCAACCGAUUGGUCGGAGAGUGAAUCGGAUACCCUGGAAGCUAGUUCCGUAAAUAACACGAGCGGUAUCGAGCUCCAAGAUAGUGAACCUCAAGCCGUUACCUCUGUUGAUAAUGGUGAUGAUAGAAGCAGUGAUAAUUCAUCCGGCUCGCAAAUACUCGGUGAUAUUAGUGGCAAUGAGCCCAGGUCCGACCCCUUUGGAAGUCACGCGCUGCCUUUGAAGCAACCCGGGGACCAGUAUCGAGAUUCACUUAAGCUGGAUUUCUGUGGCCAUACCGAGAUAUCUGUGCCAGGUUUACCAAUUCUUCGCAAUAACAUAGUAGCGGCGAGCCAAAUUUGGGAUAUCUUAUUUAUUGCGGAUAGGUCUCAAAUUUUGGUAUACGAAUACAGUGCGAUAACUCGUCGACCAGAAGAGCGGCCGAUUUUUAAAAUGGAAACAAGGCCUUCGCAAACAACACCAGAGAUGAGAGCAGGUGCAAACUGGACUACGGAUCCUCAUGGAAUCAAUUUUUUGAUGGUCUCACAACUUGCUGAUAAAGAGGUUCUUAUCAGCGCAGGUGAUGAUGGAAGAAUUCAACUGUGGUAUACUGGACAGAUUCUCAAGGCUGUGAAGAAGAGGAAUGCUGGACCACAUUCCUAUUCUUCUCUGUCCAAUCAUAGGCCUAUAUCGUCACUGGAAUCUGUAUUUAUACGCAGGCAAGCUGCCUCGGAAGAAACUUCAGCGAAUAAUUACACUAUAACUAGCCCAUUCCUAACUUUGCGGUGUCUGAAAUCUGCAUGGGGGCUCUCUAUUCACAAAUCAAAAAGACUGUUAGCUACUUCAGACAAUUCAUGUGUUGUCCGUGUUUUCUGCUUGGGUCCGUAUCUAGAUGGCCAGGUCUCUGUGGAUGAAAUUGAAAUUAUUGAAUCUCCGGUUUUAGACCACAAUAUCCCUGAUGUUGAUUUCAUUGAGGUGGAAGCUCCAGAAGAAGGGGUAUGUUAUGUUUCAUGUGUAUCUAUAUCUGGGCAAGUUUGCAUGUGGUCAUUUUUGUUUGGUGACAGUAGCGGUGAGCGCAAAGUUGAGGAGAACCAGUUGAGCUCAAUGGAGAGCGUUGAUUCCGAGGAUGAAAUAUUGGAUUCUCCUGAGGCCUCCGAAUCUGUGACCACCAGACACGAUUUUAAUUUGGACGAAUAUAUGGAUCAAAGCCCAGUGAAUACAGAUAUUGAAACCGACAAUGAAAGUUCUGGUGAUCGUAGUGAGAGACACAACAUGGAACCGUUGCGCAAUGGAAUGUGGUACUUUGAAGAAAAUCUUAAACAAGAAGGAUGGUCCAUAAACUCUUUAUAUGAGAGUGAUUUCAAAGCUGUAUCGAACCUGUUUGAAGUUACGGGUAACUUGUGGUUGGCUGAAGAGCCCUUGUUCAAAUUCAUUAUCAGAGUGAAUAAGAAGACUCUAAGUGGCCUAGAUAUUGCUGAUAUCAAGUCUCAAUCAUCUGAUCAUGAUCUACUGGAUUAUCCGGCUAUUCGCUUUGUCACUAAUGAAAUUGAUUCGAGAGAUAUCCAAAAACUUUCUUCAAGUUUUACAUCUUGGUCUUCCGUGUCUCAGAACCCGUACUAUAGUCUUCCGCUUUGUAUGAACAAAGAGGAGAUGAUGUCUGCAUAUUUAAGUCAGCAUGGAAAAUCGUUCUCACACCUUCGUAAUCCUCCCUUCAAGAACAAGUUUUUCCUGAUUACAACAAAGAAGAGUAUAUACCUCUGUCAGGCUGAGGAUUUGUUUUGUAAUGCAGCAAGGUCAAAUGUAUUUAAUUGGGAAUCCCCUUACGGCUCAGAUGAGAUAUACUUUGACCGUCUCAAUAUUGUACAGAUUAUUAGACCGUUAUCUGCUGUUGUGGUAGUAUCUCAGAUUGGUGCGAUUUCUGUCUUUCGACUAACCCAGUAUCGAGGGAUUUUUGGGUUGAGGCAGGAAUACGCAUUUCCUGACGUCGAGAAAGUUCUCUUUGAGGGUACUAGGUUACGUGUUCUAGUCGGCAUUGCUGUUAGUCCUAUAAAAACUGGUUGCGAUCAAGUUUUGAACCCGAAAUAUAGAUUGGAUGUUGUGUAUUUAGAUGGACUCGUGCUUACAUAUGAGUUAUCCCGCGGUAGGGACGUAAAAGAUGAUUUAUUUAUUGAGGAUAUUGUAUUAUAA
This is a messenger RNA of Sugiyamaella lignohabitans, 2193 nucleotides long. RefSeq lists its product as uncharacterized. Lineage: Eukaryota; Fungi; Ascomycota; Dipodascomycetes; Dipodascales; Trichomonascaceae. The record is from RefSeq and is a predicted model, not a curated record. The coding region runs from base 1 to 2193 and encodes 730 amino acids. Gene Ontology annotation, molecular function: protein binding. The transcript has a single exon.